Drosophila erecta is the source of this 1682-nucleotide messenger RNA. It is a transcript of the gene DnaJ-H, whose product is annotated as dnaJ homolog subfamily A member 2. The record is from RefSeq and is a predicted model, not a curated record. NCBI's taxonomy places the organism in Eukaryota, Metazoa, Arthropoda, Insecta, Diptera, Drosophilidae. Gene Ontology annotation, molecular function: Hsp70 protein binding. Bases 163 to 1332 code for a protein of 389 amino acids. Gene Ontology annotation, biological process: protein refolding. Gene Ontology annotation, cellular component: cytosol; cytoplasm. The transcript has 3 exons.
CUUUCCCCAAAUUUAUAGUUUUUUGGUCUCACUUGGGCAUACUUGCCACCCAAUAUGACUUGAAAAUAUUGUCAUAAAUACAUUGUUAAAUAACUUAAUAAGUCGUACACUUACAAUGUACAAACUAUUUUAGUUUGUAGGGGGACUGGGGUUCAAUAGGAAAUGGACAACCUAAAUUUAUACGAGGUUCUCGGAGUGGCUCCGGAUGCAACUGAUGAUGAAAUUAAAAAGAACUACCGAAAAUUGGCCAAAGAGUUCCAUCCAGACAAGAAUCCCGAUGCGGGCGACAAGUUCAAGGAAAUAUCCUUCGCCUACGAAGUACUGUCCGAUCCCGAGAAGCGUCGCAUCUACGACCGUUACGGAUUGAAGGGCCUGCAAGAGGGCGCCGAUGGAUUCUCUGAUGCCUCCGAUUUCUUCGCCCAAUGGUUCCCUUUCGAUCGGGCCUCACCCGGAGGUCGGGGCAGGCGCAAUGGCAAAGUCGUGGUGAAGGUGGAGCUGACUCUGGAAGAGAUCUAUGUCGGCGGCAUGAGCAAGAAGGUGGAGUACCAGCGCCAGAAGCUGUGCUCGAAGUGUAACGGCGACGGCGGUCCCAAGGAAGCGCACGAGAGCUGCGAGACCUGCGGUGGGGCUGGACGAGCGGCCGCAUUUACCUUCAUGGGUCUCAGCCCCUUCGAUACGACCUGUCCGACUUGCGAUGGGAGGGGCUUCACCAUAAAUAACGACAAGAAGUGCAGUCCCUGCCAGGGCAGUGGUUUUGUAGAGCAGAAGAUGAAGCGGGACUUGGUCGUGGAACGAGGGGCAACGCACAUGCUAAAGGUUCCCUUCGCAAAUGAGGGACACCAAAUGCGAGGCGGCGAGUUCGGGGAUCUGAUAGUAGUCAUAUCCCAGCUGGAGCAUCCACUAUUUCAGCGCCGCCAUGCAAAUCUGUACAUGCGGGACCUAGAUAUCAACAUCACCGAGGCGUUGUGCGGCUACACGCAUUGCUUUAAGCACUUGGAUGGACGGAACGUCUGUCUGCGCACCUACCCGGGUGAAGUGUUGCAUCACAACCAAAUCAAGAUGGUGCGAGGCAGUGGCAUGCCCGUUUUCAACAAGUCCAGCGACAGUGGAGAUCUCUACAUGAAGUUUAAGGUUAACUUUCCGGGCAACGACUUUGCCACGGCACCGCAGCUCGCCAUGCUGGAGGAUUUACUUCCUCCCAGACAGCCGAUUGCGAUCCCAAAGAACGCCGAGGAAGUGCAAAUGAUGGACUAUAAGCCGCAGCCGCGACAGCAGGAGGACGAGGACGGACAGUCGUCUCACUUUGAGGGCGUACAGUGCCAGACGGCUUAGUGCCUGUGGUUGUGGCUCCUGCAAGCGCGGUUUCUCUGCCUCGAUUUGUGGCUCAUACUGGGCACUUUCGGCGUAGAUGAAGUCUGUUUCCUGGUGCCGCUGUUCGUCCUGAUAUGCAUAGUAUUAUUUUUCAUACAGGAAUGUUUGCUGUGAAAAAAGCGCGUGAUCUAAAUUCGUAGUGUUAUUAUUCGAGACUAAAGCUUAGCUGAUCUGAUCUUCAAUAGAUGCGUCAUCAAUAAAAUAGCCACUCUAAAUUAUCUACUUAUUUAUUGUUAAAAAUUUUUUGUGGGCUUAACUUGCCUUAAUUAUCCCUACAAAUCAAUAAACCAAUAUACAAUAGUCUCUCCAUA